AAUACCACAUCUCCUUACCUCUAUGGCAUCAUGCACGAGGACAUCAACCACUCCGGAGAUGGCGGAAUUUACGCAGAAAUGAUCGCCAACCGCGCUUUCCAGGGUAUCUCUGAGAAUGAGGUCGUUCCGUUUGAUCCUGUCAUGACUGCUUGGGCGCCCAUUGGUGAUGGAGUGCGGAUGACUCUUGAUAUUCUCCACCCUCUUUCUGAUGCUCUAGAAACUUCCCUCCAAAUUGACUUCCCUCUGAAUGCCACAGGAGAGGUUGGUUUCCAGAACUUUGGUUGGUGGGGCUUCGAUGUCCGUCCCCAGCAAUACAACGCUUCUCUGUUUUACUUGAACAACUACCCUCGCAACACCCAAGGCAAUGCGAGCGAUAUCACCGUGUCCUUCCGCUCGAACGUCACUGGUGAAACUUGGGCAAGCUCGACUUUCAAGAAUGUUACACCAACAUACAUCGACUUUAAACAGCUCGAGACUACUCUUCAUCCUAACGCCACCGCUCCUGACGCCAACAACACCUUCGCCAUCACUUUCGACGGUGCCCAGGUUGCUGGACAAACAUUCUACUUCAACUUGGUCUCAGUAUUCCCCGAGACGUUCAAGGGAUACAAGAAUGGACUCCGGCCGGACAUUGCUCAAGGCUUCUACGAUCUCAACCCUCAGUUCUUGAGGUUCCCUGGUGGCAACAACCUCGAAGGCUUCAGCCCUGCCCAGAGAUGGAAAUGGUGGGAAACUCUCGGCCCGUUGCAGGACCGCCCUGGCCGUGUCGGUGACUGGAACUACUACAAUACUCAAGGCCUUGGUCUGCUCGAAUACCUUGAGUGGACUGAAGCUAUGGAUAUCGAACCUGUUCUUGCUGUCUACGCUGGCUUCUCUCUCGACGUCUAUGGACAGAACGGUGCUUCCUACCCUCCUGAGCAAAUGCCUGAAAUUCUGCAAGAAGCCUUGGACGAGCUCGAGUACUGCAUGGGCGACAACUCCACCAGAUGGGGUGCCGUACGUAUCGCCGAUGGCCACCCUGAGCCGUUCAAGAUCAACUUUGUCGAGAUUGGUAACGAGGAUUGGUUCAGUGUGACCUACCCUUACCGCUUCCAGAUCAUGUAUGAUGGUUUGAAGAAGGCAUAUCCCAACAUCACUUACAUUAGCACUGCCUUCAACGAGAACGCCGCCAACUACAACAUCAGCAUUCCUGAGGGCAACAUGUGGGACUGGCAUGGCUACCAAGAGCCCUCGUGGUUCUUGGCCAACUUCGACCUUUGGGACAACUGGCAGGAGGAGACGAACAACACCGACGUCACUGUUCUAUUGGGUGAAUACUCGGUUAUCCAAAUCGACACACCUUCUGGCAUCGUCAACUACUCUUACCCUCUCGAUGUCCAUGUUCAGUACCCUCGUCUCCUCUCUGCCAUCGCCGAGGGGGUCUACGCACUCGGCGCAGAGCGCAACCCCAACACUGUCAAGAUGUCUUCAUACGCACCAUCGCUUCAGAACCGUAACUUCACCAACUGGACUCCCGACAUGAUCUCGUACGAUGCUCUACAUGACAACACCGUACUGAGUGCUAGUUACUGGCAACAGUGGCUGUUCGCACACUACCGCGGCACCGAGACAUUGCCCGUCACUGCCACCGAGGGAGAGCUGAACCCUCUGUUCUGGGCUGCCAGUAUUGACGGAGAGAACAAUGCUGUGUACCUCAAGGUCAUCAACACUCUGAACUCGACUGUGCCUCUCAGCGUCAACAUUCCCUCGGCAUACUCGGGCGUCAAUGGUACUUCCAUCACUGCUAGUGAUCUCAACUCGUACAACUAUGUUGGAAACAAGACUGAGGUUGUUCCUCGUCCUGCCGAGGUUGAGUCGACAGCAAGCUCGGCAAACGGAUCCGCUUGGUCUUGGGAUGUGCCCAAGUAUAGCAUUACUGUUCUGCAG
Aureobasidium namibiae CBS 147.97 is the source of this 1926-nucleotide messenger RNA. RefSeq names its product glycoside hydrolase. Gene Ontology annotation, molecular function: alpha-L-arabinofuranosidase activity. The annotation marks the transcript as partial. NCBI's taxonomy places the organism in Eukaryota, Fungi, Ascomycota, Dothideomycetes, Dothideales, Saccotheciaceae. The transcript has 2 exons. Gene Ontology annotation, biological process: L-arabinose metabolic process. The record is from RefSeq and is a predicted model, not a curated record.